Notothenia coriiceps (black rockcod) is the source of this 640-nucleotide messenger RNA. Its product is annotated as glucocorticoid modulatory element-binding protein 1-like. Gene Ontology annotation, molecular function: RNA polymerase II cis-regulatory region sequence-specific DNA binding. NCBI's taxonomy places the organism in Eukaryota, Metazoa, Chordata, Actinopteri, Perciformes, Nototheniidae. The record is from RefSeq and is a predicted model, not a curated record. Gene Ontology annotation, cellular component: nucleus. Gene Ontology annotation, biological process: regulation of transcription by RNA polymerase II. The transcript is spliced from 3 exons. Bases 142 to 588 code for a protein of 148 amino acids.
CUGAGCUCAGAAACACAUCAAACGUUAAAUAUCAUUGAUAAAGGUUGCAAUUCCUUUUGGUAGUAUUGAUGGGAUCAUCGGUGUCCAAUUAAACAUUGACUAACUGUCCGAAACCCUUCCUCAUUUCUGCUCUCUAGAAAAAUGAUGGAUUCGGGUCAGCUGGACUUCUAUGAGCACAACACGCUGUGCACCAACACGUGUCGCAGCACCAAGUUCGACCUUCUGAUCAACAACACACGCUUCCCCCCCGACGGCACAGGCACCUCCUCUCAGGCUCAGUUGGUUCUGGGUAACGGCAGCACGGCGGGCGAGGACAGAGCCGAGACUCUGAGUGCCAAGAUGGACUGGAUCACCAGUUCAAUGGAGGCUGCAGAGAAGAAGGAGACCAGCGAGAUCUCAGAGGACACGCUGAACUUCUGGAAGGGCAUCGCUGAUGUGGGUCUGCUGGGAGAGGUAGUGACCAACAUCAGCACGGAGCUGCAGGAGCUGUUGAACGGGGUGAAGCAGCGCAGGGAGCCGGUGACCCUACAGGACACAGGUACACAGCAUCACGCACUAGGGCUUUCAAAGAUAACGCAAAUACCUUAAAGGUCACCUAUUAUGCAAAAUCCACUUCUUCAUGUCUCCUCUACAUCAACAU